UCGAUCUUUGACUUUAGAUGAUUUCCAAUCAUCACCGUUUACUUUUAGCUUCGUCUGUUGCUUGUGGAGUUCAAUGACAGGCUUCGAGGCCGUUGGAAUGCGGAAAGUGUGAGUCAUGUCUGUUUUGCGAAGACGGUGAGAGUGAAAGCAAAGACUUGGGAACGCAAGUAGUCCUUUGGCCGGCAAGAGAAGUGUGGUGCUGGCCGAAUGUGCGUCUCUCAACCUGAUCGCAAAGGAAGCUUGUGUCCACCGCUCUCGAGCAGCCAUGGACCCGAAGGAAAAGCAGAGGAUGAUAUCCAUGAUAAGCGACUACAACGCUUACAAAUCCAGUGGUGGUCGCCUGUAUGAGAUCACAGUUGAGCGAGACACCGACGCUGACUUUGUGUGCAAAGGUGUCCUGCGAUUAUACUGGGACAUCCAGAGACCUAUCGUCCUGAAUAAGGAGGCUACAUCUUCGUUUGUGCAGAAGAGGGAGCGCUCCUCGAACAUCGUGGGUAGACCUGCCGGCCGGAUGAGAAGAGAGGAGAGCAAGUCAGAGGAGACCAGUGCUAGUGGGGUUUCACAAAUGGCUGGUAAGGCCUUUGCCAACGACACAAUCACAGACAUUUCACCGCGGUCAAAGGCAAAGGGAGCGCAACCGGAGCAUAUCUCCCCGAUUGCCAGACCCACACGAGCUCGCACAGAGACUGCAGGCUCGGCGGCAAGCCAUAGCAAAGCAAAGGUGCUGGGGCGCCGCCGAUCAUCUGACCAGUCGGAAUCGCUGUUUGAAAAUGCUCCUCCUCUGUCUCCUUCAGGUCGCAUCAGUCCUAUGGCGCAGAUAGACAAGUGUCGUCUGGGAAAGGUGGAAAGCGCUGGUCCUGCACAGACUCGGACCCAUAUCGGCUUGCAUUUGCCGUUCGAGUUUGCGCGCAGCAGCAGCGUCGGUUCACCCCUCAGAAGCAACUCGUUUGGAGCGGCUGACAAAAAGCAGCGUCAGAAGGAUAGCGUUGCCACGCCUCGAAUCCGCACCAAGAGCAGCACUGAGAACGCGUCGCCAAAGCUGGGCAACACCAGCUCCCGGCUGUUCAGUCCCGGUAGGCCGAACAGCAUUGAAAGCCCACUAAGACCCACCAGCAGCAACAGCAAUGUAGCCAGCUCCGCGGCACUGCGUACACGCAACGGAUCAAACUUGUCUCGCGUGUUUACGAGCAGCUUCAAGCGUCCCAAGUCUAUGAAGCCCGUCAUUACGCCAGGUCAAAAAGAUCGGUCUGCGACAGUAGCAGCAACAGCAGGACCAGCAGUGCCAGUAUUAACCAAGGGCAGGGCAUUACAGGCGUCUAACAGUGCUACUCUGCUGGAUCCAGCCAGCUCGCUCUCGGCACCAGGUGCUUCUGGCGUAGUAUCGUCGCCAUCGAGCUUGGUGUCACCACCCGAUGGGCUUGAACUCUUACCCAAGCCUGUCAAGAAGCGUGGCACAUCGUUCCGUAAGAGCUUUCAGCGCAGCAUAUCGCCAAAGCGGAGGCAAAGCCUACAAUCCGAUGAGGUGACAGAAUGUGACAUACCUACCAAUAGUGGCAGUAAGGAUACUCUACCCUCACCAGGAGCAGCAACGGCGGCAACCAAAACGUCAGGAACGACUACAGCUGCGCAAUCGUCAUCAUCAUCAUCAUUGCCAGCAUCUGCAAUUGCUGUACCUGCGCCAUCAUUAACCGCUACGGAAGGAAUUGACAAGAGCUUGGCUGCUUGCAGUGGUGGUGGUGGUGGUGGUGGCAGCCGUCUGGGUAAUUUCCUUAGCCGGCCCCGCAUCUCAUUCCGAUUACGUCGUAAUAAUCCGUCCCGGACAGACAGCAUGGACUCAGUUUCUAAGCUGGACAGCGUAGCAUGUUCUCCGCCACCCAGCAGUAUUGGUGCGGAGUCGCUCGCCGAGUUCUACCAGCCGCCCAAGGGAUCUGUAACCAACAUUCGGGCAACUUCUGACAUGACUGUCUCUGAUAUUAUCAGUGCAACGCUAAGCAAGCUGAAUGCGGUGGAUGAGCCGUCGCGCUUUGCCAUCUUCUCCAUUGACGACACUGGCACGGUCAAGAUCAUCCAAGAUGACGUGUGCAUGCUACUAUAUCGCAUUCGCCUCGGUCCCAAAGAGGACGUCUGUAAGCUGUUCAUCAUGGAACGCAACACAAGCGAUGCACAGGACUUCUCCGCCGAGGUGAUGCAGUAUUACCACCUCGGCAUGCCCUUCCUGGAGCGUCUCGUCACGGCCUACCAAGCGGAAGAGGAGCGCGAGAUUGAUCGCAUCCGUCUCAAGUUUGCCGACAAUCGACGACGUCUGGAGAAGAAGCUGGAGACAGCGGCGAAAGCAGAGGUCAUUGAAGUGGACGAACCCUCGACAUGACAGUAGUGGAUUUGUUGUGGAAGCGGCAACUGGGUACUAGUGACAUGAGCGAGAGACUAUGCCCUUUGUACAUGGUUUCUACUGAAUUCGUUCCUCACAGGACACAUAUUGUAAUCGGUCAAGGUGUUGCCACGCCACUUAACAAUAUUUCAUCAUAACAGCUCCAUCCUUACUACUCAUGAAUACUUUGCUUGGUUUGGAGCCGAAAUUCGUCAUGAAAGUCACGAGAUUUUUCACGAAAUGCCAACACAUACAUUCUUCAUUCGUAGUCUUUAGCUAGUAUCUAUCUAUUUAUUUAUUAUUUAUUUAUUUAUUGCUUCAUGCCUCCUUCCCAGACUAUUUUCCUAUUUUUUUUUAACAUACUGGACUGCAGUCCUUACUAACAACAAUCGGUUCCAAGCCAUCAGUAUAAUACUCCACUGCGCCCGUUCAGUGUCGCGCUCUGCAAAAGAUGAUAUAGUUCUCUUUACAGUGUCUUGUUGCAAUGUGUAGUACAUAUAUAUGUGUAGUACAUAAUAUAUGUGUAGUACAUAUAUAUGUGUAGUACAUAUAUAUGUGUAGUGUGUAGUGUGGUAACUGGUAUCAAGGAUUUGUUUGCUAAAUAAUCAAUUUGAAGAAAAAUACACUUGACCUCUCGUCUAACUUUAUUUUUAUUACUUUCCGUUCUGUACAGCGUAGUAACCAUCGGUCACUGUCUUUGGAGCUUGUCUUCUCGUUUUG
Messenger RNA from Sycon ciliatum, 3088 nucleotides. RefSeq names its product mucin-20-like. Gene Ontology annotation, biological process: signal transduction. The coding region runs from base 266 to 2368 and encodes 700 amino acids. NCBI's taxonomy places the organism in Eukaryota, Metazoa, Porifera, Calcarea, Leucosolenida, Sycettidae. The transcript is spliced from 2 exons. The record is from RefSeq and is a predicted model, not a curated record.